GAGCAAAUGAAAAAUCAUAAUUUCGAUGCGAUCUGAAAUUUCGGUUCUCUCCCUCCGUACUCUUCGUCAUCUUCAUACGCGCGCUGCGAGUCGGAUUCAUCGGGGCUGAGUCAACUCGCGCCGUGGAUCGGACGUCGAGCUCCGAGGAAAUCGGCGGUUGAGGCUUUUACCGGUGACCUUCUCCUUCCUCCGUCUUUCUUUUCCUGGUUCUAGAUCUGUAUCUCUUGAGUUGUUGAGCUUGUCGUGACUUGGGAAUGGCUUCCUCGGAAGUCGAUUCCCGAUUGAGCCGAGUCGUAACACCAGCCUUAGAGAAGAUCGUCAAGAACGCGUCGUGGAGGAAGCACUCGAAGCUCGCCCAGGAAUGCAAAUCCGUCCUCGAGCGGCUUAAUUCGCCGCAGAAGCCGCCUCAGUCGUCCUCCGCGGAUUCCGAGUCCGAUUCCUCAGUUCCUGGUCCGCUUAAAGACGUUGGUACCGUCGAGUACUCGUUGGCUGAGUCGGAAUUCAUCCUCAGCCCUCUGAUCAACGCCUGUGGUACUGAACUCGUUAAGAUCAUCGACCCUGCCAUCGAUUGCGUACAGAAACUCAUCGCGCAUGGCUACAUUCGUGGCGAAGCGGACCCCUCCGGCGGAGCCGAUGCCCUUCUCCUCUGCAAAUUGAUCGAAUCCGUUUGCAAAUGCCAUGAUUUAGGAGACGACGCUAUUGAAUUACUCGUGUUGAAGACUCUCUUAUCGGCGGUUACGUCUACGUCGCUGAGGAUUCACGGCGAUUGCCUGCUCCAGAUUGUACGGGCUUGCUAUGACAUUUACUUGGGAAGUAAGAACGUGGUAAAUCAGACGACUGCGAAGGCGUCGCUGAUCCAGAUGUUGGUGAUAGUAUUCCGAAGAAUGGAGGCGGAUUCGUCAACGAUUCCAAUUCAGCCGAUCGUAGUAGCCGAGCUGAUGGAGCCCAUCGAGAAAUCGGAUGCCGACGGGUCGAUGACGCAGUUUGUCCAGGGUUUCAUCACCAAAAUCACGCAGGACAUCGAUGGCGUCUUGAAUCCUACAAUGCCAGGCAAGAGUUCAUCGAGUGGUCACAACGGGGCAUUUCAGACAACCACAGUGGAGGCCACAAAUCCGACAGACUUGUUAGACUCCACUGAUAAGGACAUGUUGGACGCUAAGUAUUGGGAGAUUAGUAUGUAUAAGUCAGCUCUCGAGGGAAGGAAAGGGGAACUGGUGGAUGGGGAAGCUGAGAGAGAUGAUGAUGCCGAGAUUCAGAUCGAGAAUAAGCUACGGAGAGAUGCCUUCUUGGUUUUCAGGGCACUUUGUAAGCUCUCCAUGAAAACGCCUCCAAAGGAUGCAUCAGCGGACCCGCAGCCGAUGAGAGCAAAGAUUCUAGCCCUUGAGCUAUUGAAAAUUUUGUUGGAGAAUGCUGGAGCUGUCUUUAGGACAAGCGAGAGGUUUUUAGGUGCUAUCAAGCAGUAUUUGUGUUUGUCUUUAUUGAAGAACAGCGCUUCUACUCUUAUGAUCAUCUUCCAGCUUUCUUGCUCUAUCUUCAUCAGUCUGGUUGCUAGAUUCCAUGCUGGAUUAAAGGCGGAAAUUGGGGUUUUUUUCCCCAUGAUUGUUCUCAGGGUCUUGGAAAAUGUUGCACAACCCAAUUUUCAACAGAAGAUUAUAGUUCUUAGGUUUCUUGACAAGCUCUGUUUGGAUUCACAAAUCCUGGUUGAUAUAUUCCUUAACUACGAUUGUGAUGUCAAUUCGUCCAAUAUUUUUGAGAGGAUGGUCAAUGGUCUCCUUAAAACUGCUCAGGGUGUGCCUCCUGGCAUAGCUACAAAUUUGUUGCCACCUCAGGAGGUAACCAUGAAACUUGAAGCCAUGAAAUGCUUAGUAGCAAUUUUGAAGUCGAUGGGAGACUGGGUGAAUAAGCAAUUGCGCUUACCAGAUCCUAAUUCUGCGAGUAUACCUGAAACAUUUGACAACAGUUCUGAACCUGGGAGUCCUAAAUUGGCAAAUGGUAAUGCGGAUGAGUCUGUUGAAGGAUCAGAUUCUCCUUCUGAAACAUCAGGUGAGACAUCUGAUGCUUCAGCCAUCGGACAGCGCCGUGCUUACAAGCUUGAACUUCAGGAGGGUAUUUCACUUUUUAACCGUAAGCCAAAGAAAGGGAUUGAAUUUCUUAUCAAAGCAAACAAGGUGGGUGACUCUCCUGAGGAGAUAGCUGCUUUUCUCAAAGACGCAUCAGGGUUAAAUAAAACUUUGAUUGGUGAUUAUUUGGGAGAAAGGGAAGAGUUAUCACUUAAGGUGAUGCAUGCCUAUGUAGAUUCUUUUGAUUUUCAAGGCAUGGAAUUUGAUGAGGCUAUCAGAACCUUUAUUCGAGGCUUUAGGUUGCCGGGAGAGGCGCAAAAGAUUGACCGGAUCAUGGAAAAAUUUGCUGAACGGUACUGCAAAUGUAAUCCACAGGUUUUUAGUAGUGCAGACACAGCCUAUGUUCUCGCGUAUUCUGUGAUUCUGCUGAACACUGAUGCACACAAUGCCAUGGUGAAGAACAAGAUGUCGGCUGAUGACUUUGUCAGAAACAAUCGUGGUAUAGAUGAUGGAAAAGAUGUACCUGAGGAUUACUUGCGAUCUUUGUAUGAAAGGAUAACGAGGAAUGAGAUAAAGAUGAAAGAAGAUGAUUUGUCUCUACAACAGAGGCAGUCUACCAACUCGAACAGAUUGCUGGGUUUGGAUGGUAUACUGAACAUAGUGAUUCGAAAGCGGGGUGAGGUUUCUGUGGAGUCAAGUGAUGAACUUAUUAGGAACAUGCAAGAGCAGUUUAAAGAGAAAGCUCGCAAAUCUGAAUCCGCUUACUACGCUGCAACAGACAUUGUUAUCCUCAGAUUUAUGGUCGAGGCAUGCUGGGCCCCAAUGCUUGUGGCCUUCAGUGUGCCUCUGGAACAGAGCGAUGAUGAGACAGUGAUUAACUUAUGUCUUGAAGGCUUCCACUACGCCAUCCAUGUCACUUCUGUAAUGUCCAUGAAGACCCACAGAGAUGCCUUUGUGACUUCACUAGCGAAGUUCACUUCCCUUCACUCUCCUGCUGAUAUCAAACAGAGAAAUAUUGAAGCCAUUAAGGCGAUUGUCAGGCUUGCUGAUGAAGAGGGUAAUUACUUGCAAGAUGCCUGGGAGCAUAUACUAACUUGUGUUUCUCGAUUUGAGCACCUUCAUCUCUUGGGAGAAGGUGCUCCUCCAGAUGCAACUUUCUUUGCUUUUAAGCAAAACGAGUCGGAGAAAUCAAAACAGUCCAAACCGAAUAUUCUUCCUGUUCUGAAAAAGAAAGGACCUGCAAAGAGUCAUGCGGGUUCAGGUGUCUUGAGGGGUUCAUAUGAUAGUACGAGUCUUGGCGGAAGAAAGGGUUCUGGCACAGUGAGACCUGAACAAAUGAACAGUAUUGUUUCCAGUCUAAAUUUGUUGGAACAGGUUGGCGAUAUGAAUCGAAUAUUUGUUCGAAGUCAGAAACUGAACAGUGAAGCUAUAAUCGAUUUUGUUAAAGCUCUCUGCAAAGUUUCUAUGGAUGAAUUGCGGUCUCCAUCUGAUCCACGCGUUUUUAGUCUCACAAAGAUCGUGGAGAUAGCGCACUAUAACAUGAACCGUAUAAGGCUUGUCUGGUCAAGCAUCUGGCAUGUGCUGUCGGAUUUCUUUGUGACGAUUGGAUGUUCAGAGAACCUCUCAAUUGCAAUUUUUGCCAUGGAUUCUUUACGGCAAUUAUCAAUGAAAUUCUUGGAGCGGGAAGAGUUGGCUAAUUACAACUUUCAGAAUGAAUUUAUGAAGCCCUUUGUCAUCGUUAUGCGUAAAAGCGAUGCUGUUGAGAUCAGAGAGCUUAUCAUCAGAUGUGUUUCUCAGAUGGUGUUAUCACGUGUAAAUAAUGUGAAGUCAGGAUGGAAGAGCAUGUUCAUGGUUUUUACAGCAGCAGCUUAUGAUGACCAUAAAAACAUUGUUCUGUUGGCGUUUGAGAUUAUCGAGAAGAUAAUUCGAGACUACUUCCCAUACAUCACUGAAACGGAGACAACCACCUUCACGGAUUGCGUUAAUUGCCUGGUUGCAUUCACUAAUAGCAGAUUCAACAAGGAUAUAAGUCUCAGUGCCAUUGCUUUCCUUCGGUAUUGUGCAGCAAAACUCGCCGAAGGAGAUCUUGGGUCAUCGCCAAAGCACAAGGACGGGGAAACCUCAGGAAAGAUUCCUUCAUCAUCUCCUCACUCUGGAAAAAGCAGUGAAAGUGGGGAGGUUGUUCACAAGGAUGACCAUUUGUACUUUUGGUUUCCGUUACUGGCCGGUUUAUCAGAGCUUAGUUUUGACCCAAGACCAGAAAUCAGGAAGAGGGCACUAAAGAUUCUGUUUGAGACUUUACGCAAUCACGGUCACCUUUUCUCUCUACCCUUGUGGGAAAAAGUGUUUGACUCAGUAUUAUUUCCGAUAUUCGACUAUGUCCGGCAUGCUAUUGAUCCUUCUGGUGAGGAUGAAACUGCUGACGAUCAUGGAAAUUACGGUGAUAAUGAUAUGGGUGGCCUUGACCAUGAUGCAUGGCUCUACGAGACAUGCACAUUAGCCCUACAGCUCGUAGUGGAUCUUUUCGUCAAAUUCUACAUAACCGUGAGUCCACUUCUGAGAAAGGUGUUGACGCUUCUUGUAAGUUUCAUCAAGCGACCUCACCAGAGCCUUGCAGGCAUCGGAAUUGCUGCAUUUGUCCGGCUGAUGAGUGAUGCCGGUGAUUUGUUCUCGGAAGAUAAGUGGCUACAGGUAGUGUCCUCUUUGAAAGAAGGAGCGAAAGCUACAUGCCCGGAUUUCUCUUACUUUCUCAGAGAAGAAUACGUAGAGAAAAAUCCGAGCAUCGUUAGAAGCUCUGCAGAAUCUUCUGCUCAUCCAGCUGGAGUGGAUGAUGAUGAAGAAGAGAGCCAGAGAACAAUCCGUCUCUAUGCUGCCAUAGCUGAUGCUAAGUGCCGAGCUGCUGUUCAGCUUUUGCUUAUCCAGGCUGUGAUGGAGAUUUACAACAUGUACCGACCUCGCCUUUCGACAAAAAACACAUUGGUGCUCUUUGACGCGAUGCACGGGGUGGCGUUGAAUGCUCAAAGUGUAAACAGCAACUCCGUGCUACGUUCCAGGCUUCAAGAGCUUGGUUCCAUGACCCAGAUGCAGGACCCUCCAUUGCUUCGCCUCGAAAACGAGUCGUAUCAAAUCUGUCUCACCUUCUUACAGAACAUCCUCGUAGGUUGCAGAGACGCCGAAGUAGAAUCCCUCCUCGUCAACAUCUGUCAAGAAGUACUCCAAUUCUACAUCGAGACUUCUUCGUCCAGAAAGCGGCCAUCACCAUCACCAUCAUCAUCAUCAUCAUCAUGCCAUUGGAGGAUACCUCUAGGUACAGGGAGACGACGGGAAUUAGCAGCAAGGGCGCCUCUCGUGGUGGCGACCCUCCAAGCGAUAUCUGGGCUCGGAGAUUCAUCGUUCGAGAAGAGCCUGGAAAAUUUGUUUCCUCUUCUGUCUAACUUGAUAAGCUGCGAGCACGGCUCGAACGACGUCCAGGUCGCUCUUGGCGACAUGCUCGGGUUAUCGGUCGGUCCGAUAUUGCUCCAUUCGCUCUGAUUAUAUGGCUCCUUUCUCCACAGUUUUUAAGGGUACAUUAUUCUAUAUUUCCAUCUCCUUUUGGUUGUAAAAGUAGAGUUCAUAUUAUAAAUGGUAAGGUAGGUGUAGCGGGUUGACAUGAUAGAGCCUUUUGCUGUUACAGUGCUUCCUGAAGUUGAAUACCCUCCCCCCCAAAAAGCAUGAGUGAGUUUUUUUCGUUCUCAGCCCAGUAAUGUCCUCUCCCUCGGCCCACGAUCACUUUGUUUAAUGGGCCCAAUGGGCUUCUAUUAUAUGGCGGCCUUUGGUCGGCUUCUUCAA
Molecule: messenger RNA, 5888 nt
Organism: Tarenaya hassleriana
Lineage: Eukaryota; Viridiplantae; Streptophyta; Magnoliopsida; Brassicales; Cleomaceae
Product: brefeldin A-inhibited guanine nucleotide-exchange protein 2
Exons: 11
Coding region: 255-5591 (1778 amino acids)
Biological process (GO): regulation of ARF protein signal transduction
Cellular component (GO): trans-Golgi network
Molecular function (GO): guanyl-nucleotide exchange factor activity
Source: RefSeq, a predicted model, not a curated record